AAACAUAGACUUACUUGGACGAAAUCUGAUGGAACAGAAAUAAUAGUGGCUUAUCGUAAUAUGUUUACGCGGUGAUGAAAAAGGCCCGUGUUUUUUUAGACACCACAAGGGAACGACACCAACAGAUAUGGACACUGGUGAAGACAGCAGCUGCUGAUAUCUUCAAAAAGGAUGAAGGCGAAGUUUCAGGCCGCGGCUUCAAAAAGGCCGGUAAGUUCGUGCUGUCCUCUAAGCUGUGGGAGAGCUCCACGCCUUCCAAGACAUGUGACGUCAUCAUCACCUUCCCCAAGGACACGGAGGACUAUGUCGUUAUGUGGCUGCUGUCCAGAUUGCGGGCGCGGGUCCCGGAUAUCGAAGUUCAUGUCCGGCAGAUGGCUAACUCUCCGGUCUACGGCUUCUAUCUAACUGCGUCAUACGAGACAUUCCUUCGACAAGCUGAAGAGCUUGGUCUGAGGAAAAAGCUGAUCGGUGGAGGAAUGGUGGAAUUCAAGAUGGAGGACAAGGAGCUGUUCGAGAAACACGAUGAUCCCACAGCAUUCUUUACAUCCGGGGAUCGACAGAGCAUGAUUCUCGAGAUGGUGAACGGGUUGCGGGCGGUGGACGGCGACGAGCUCGGGAAGAUUACAUUCUGCGAAGGCAUGCAGAUAGUUCCCAGGCUUAUGGCGGAGGGUGUGAUCGAAAAGAUGUUUCCGCUGCAUAACCAUGACGACCUGGCAAAGCUGCGCAAGUCCUGGGUACAAGCCUUUUUCAAGAAGCAGCCGCUCGAUGACAUUUGCGAGUACUUCGGUGUAAAGAUUGCCAUGUACUUUGCUUGGCUUGGAAUGUACACCAAGUGGCUUAUUGCGCCCGCAAUCCUCGGAAUCGUUACCUUCGUACUGAGCAUGCGCGGCGAGGUGACACGUGACUGGUGUGUGCUGGCAUUCAACAUAUUCAAUAUUGUUUGGGCAACGCUGUACCUUGAAGCCUGGAAGCGUAAGAGCGCCGAGUUAGCGUACCGCUGGGGAACACUGGAUAUGCCAUCAGAAGCCCUCAAGGAUCCAAGGCCCCUUUUCAGGGGUGAAUUCAAACCCAGCGAAAUCACCGGCCAAAUGGAGCCCCAUUACCCGUCAAUCAAGAGGAACAUUUUCCGGUACUGCGUGUCGCUCCCUGCCAUCAUUGGAUCGUUGGGUGUUGUCGUUAUCAGCAUGCUGUGUUGCUUUGAGUUCCAGCGGUGGGUGGACAUGAUGGAUAACCCACCAAAACCGCUCAAGUUUGCGCCUAAGAUCGCUCUGGCUGUCUGUAUCGGCAUGCUUGAUGAUAACUAUAAGAAACUCGCCUAUAAACUUAACGACAAAGAAAACUAUCGUCUUCAGGAGACGUACGAAAACCACCUGAUCAUCAAGCUGGUUUCGUUCCAGUUCUUCAACGCGUACCUGUCAUUGUUCUACAUCGCCUUCUACAUCCAGGAUCUGACCCGACUAAAAAACACCCUCGGUGCCUUGCUCAUCACCAAGCAAGUUGUCGGUAACGUCAAGGAAGCACUUGUGCCCUUCGUAAAGCAGAAGGUAAAGGAGUGGAAGAUGAAGAAGCAAGCGGCAAAGGCCAAGAAGGAAAAGGAGGAGAAAGGAGAGAAAGACAAGCCAUCCGAGCUGGAUACUCCUCUCAUGCAUCAGGCGGAGAUAGAAAGCAACAUGCCGGAGUACGAGGACACGUUCGAGGACUACCUUGAGAUGUUUAUCCAGUUCGGAUACGUUGUUCUGUUCUCGUCCGCCUUCCCGCUGGCCGCUUUGUGCGCUCUAGCCAACAACGUCAUCGAGAUCCGAAGCGACGCAUUCAAACUAUGCACCAACCUACGACGGCCAUUCGGAGAGCGCGUGGAGAACAUCGGCACUUGGCAGGACGCUAUGGAGGUUAUGGGUGUGGUUGCUGUCAUGGUGAACCUGGCUCUGCUGGGUAUGGGCGGCUCAGUUCAGCGGAUGUUCCCUGGAAUGACAGUCACUGAGCGUAUCAUCCUCAUCGUAGUCCUGGAGCAUCUUGUACUCGGCAUCAAGUUCGCCGUGGCUUAUGCCAUCCCAGAUAUCCCUGAAUGGGUGGAGAACGAGAUCGCCAAAGUGGAGUUCAAGCGACGCGAGGCUCUCAAGGGAGGCAAUUCCCCAAACUCCCCUCCCCAGAGCAGCGUGAGCCCCGAGGAAAACAACACUUCGGUGUGAGAGACUGGUACUGAAAGACUAGAAACUGGGCCACAGAGGAUGGGGCCAAGGAAAAGUGGAGACUUGACCUAUAGAAAGUGAAGGAAUAACAAAUAUUGAAUAGGCCUUCAACGCCAAAAGGAUGAAGAACGAUUUUUUCAUUAACCAAUUAAUGUUUGUAGAUAGACAAAAGCUGUAGAAGUCACAAAGUAGCGCAGUUUUUGCGAUUGCACAGCAUGAUUUUGGUGCAAUUGUUUUACGCAAAUCUAAGUUUCGAGUUAGAGCCGCAUUGUCAUCCUAGCAAAAUACCAAGUGCAAGCGCAUCCAUGUCCAUCGACUGCCAAGUGCAAGAGCAUCCAUGCCCACCGACUGCCAAUUGCAAGCGCAUCCAUGUCCAUCAACUGCCAGCGCAUCCAUGUCCAUCGACUGUCGAGUGCAAGCACAUCCAUGUCAAUUGACUUCCAAGUGCAAGCGCAUCCAUUUCUAUCGACUGACUUUGGAAACAUAUUUCGAUAUUUAUCCAUAUAAUAAGGGUAUCGCUGAUUAGGGCUGUACAAAUGCUGGAUAUUAUAGCAAAAAGGAUACAAAAUUUACUUUAAAAAUCUGUCUUUCGAGGCAUGCGUGAGUGUAGCGAUCACCGAAGCCUUAAGACUUAGGGAAAAAGCAAAACUAGCAAAGGAGAUUUAUAUGCCCCGAGAAGGGGGUUGAAAAAUCAACUUGAAGAGAUCUCUUACUUGAACAGACAAACAAAACUAGCAUAGCGAAUGUGUAUGUUGAAUGACAAAAAAAGACAAGAAUUGAUUUAAAAAAACACAAGGGGCAAUAAAUAUUUCAAUUCUUUACGACAAUAACAGAUGUACAGUAGAUAGAUAUAAUUUAGGUAUAAAGAUGUAAAUGCCAAACAUAACUUAGUAAAUGGUCAUAAGCGGAAAAACGACACGAUGUCAGCCAUACAAAAGUUUAAAGACAAGUUAUCUAGAAGAACCAGGACAGCUUUGUACAGUACAGAAGGACGCCAUAAAGCAGAGAGACAGACGCAAGCAAGACAUCAAGACAAUAACUGAUGUGCUUUUUAAACUUUAUAUUCCUAGAUACAAGAUACUGUUAAAUUCAUAUAUUUACAUGACAUGUUCUACUGACAGGCCUUGAGCCCUGUUUGUUUCAAAUAUUAGGGGAUGCACCAAUAAAAAUUUGCACCAGA
Nematostella vectensis (starlet sea anemone) is the source of this 3369-nucleotide messenger RNA. Its product is annotated as anoctamin-8. Gene Ontology annotation, cellular component: plasma membrane. The transcript is spliced from 14 exons. NCBI's taxonomy places the organism in Eukaryota, Metazoa, Cnidaria, Anthozoa, Actiniaria, Edwardsiidae. The record is from RefSeq and is a predicted model, not a curated record. Bases 75 to 2189 code for a protein of 704 amino acids. Gene Ontology annotation, molecular function: chloride channel activity. Gene Ontology annotation, biological process: chloride transmembrane transport.